This is a messenger RNA of Protopolystoma xenopodis, 747 nucleotides long. Lineage: Eukaryota; Metazoa; Platyhelminthes; Monogenea; Polystomatidea; Polystomatidae. The record is from the annotation of a GenBank genome assembly.
CACGCUGACGACUAUAUUGAGUUGCGGAACGUGGUGUUGGCACUUGACCCCUGCCUAACUCGUCAAACGGCAUCACUUAGGCGCGAUCUUCUGCGUCUUCUUGGAGUUGGUGAGUUUUCUGCCGCCGCCAUCUUCACACCUCCUCACAUGGCUUCUGAGCAUAUGAAUACAGAAAAAGCUAGCUCCUUGGAUAUUUUACCACAUUCCGAUAAAUUAUAUAGUCUUCUUGUAUAUUUGGCCGAUGUCGCAUGCCCUGUUUGCAACACGACCCGUGACCUCGAUGUCUGUCGUGAUACUAAUCUUGUAUGGAUAACUACCACAACUGCUAACAAUGAAUAUUAUGGUUACGGCGAUGGCGACAACAGCGACGAAGGGGAAAGUGAAAGCUCGGCUUCGCCUGGCCACUGGGCUUGGUCCUGUCCUCAGUGUCAGGUUGUAUAUCCCAGAGCCGGUUUAGAAGUGGCCCUUUUAUCGCAACUUGAACAGAUGGCCCUGCAAUUCAUUCUUCAGGAUUUGCAAUGCACAAAAUGUACUAUCGGUGGCGGAAUACAGGCUGCAGUUUUGGCGAAUGGUGCUGCCAGUGGCCGUUGUGCUGACUGCGCCAGCCCGCUUAGUUUGACAAUUUCAGCAAUGGGCGGUACAUUCCGCCGGCGCCUUGAUGUUUAUCGCGCAAUCGGCAAAGCUUUUGGUUUUCAUCUACUGCAUGAUAUGGCCUAUUGGAUGCUGAGAAAACAAAAUACCAUUUAA